Helicoverpa zea (corn earworm) is the source of this 1281-nucleotide messenger RNA. It is a transcript of the gene Mrm2, whose product is annotated as rRNA methyltransferase 2, mitochondrial. Lineage: Eukaryota; Metazoa; Arthropoda; Insecta; Lepidoptera; Noctuidae. Gene Ontology annotation, cellular component: mitochondrion. The coding region runs from base 133 to 885 and encodes 250 amino acids. The transcript is spliced from 3 exons. Gene Ontology annotation, biological process: RNA methylation. The record is from RefSeq and is a predicted model, not a curated record. Gene Ontology annotation, molecular function: rRNA (uridine-2'-O-ribose)-methyltransferase activity.
UGAAUUUGUCCAAGUUCAUCCUUUGUAUUUUGUUGUUUUCAAAACUUUCAAAUAAUGCAGUAAAAUGACAAGUUUAUAAAUAGGUUAUCUCUAUUUGCGGUUAGAAGAAACCUUUAUUAUAAAUUAAAGACAAUGGUGUUGUCGCAUUCAUUUGCGCAGAAGCCCUUAACCUACACAAAGAUGUGUUUUCUUGUAAACUGCCUCAAAAGAUUUAAGAGUUCUCAACAAUGGUUGAGUCGCCAAAAAGCUGAUCCAUAUGUUGAAAAGGCAAAAAUAUAUAAUUACAGAUGUCGGAGUGCCUUCAAAUUACUAGAAAUGAACGAGAAAGCAAACAUCUUAACUCCAGGUCUAACAGUCAUUGACCUUGGUGCUUCGCCAGGGUCAUGGACGCAAGUUGCAGUUCAGAAAACGAACUCUGAUGGUGCAGAGCCCAAUAAACCUAAAGGGAGAGUGUUGGCUAUUGACAAACUACAGAUAUUCCCCAUAGAGGGAGCUUCAAUAAUGAGCAACAUGGACUUUUCUACUAUAGAUGCUCACGAUAAAGUCAUAGCAGCACUAGAUGGUACAAAAGUGGACCUGGUUCUAUCAGACAUGGCCCCCAGUGCAACUGGUGUCAAGGAGCUUGACAAAGACAGAAUAAUAGGUCUGUGCUACAUGGCCAUAAGGUUUGCAGCCCUAGUCAGUAAAGUUGAAGGUAGCCUGCUAUUCAAAGUAUGGGAUGGCAAAGAAGUUCCCAUAUUACUCAUGGAUUUAGAGAAAUUUUACAAACAAAUUAAGAUCAUGAAGCCACAAGCAAGCAGGUCUGAGUCCUCAGAAAAGUUUAUACUCGCAAGAGGUUUUAAAGGUAUACAGCAACCAUUAAGGAAUGGCAGAUGGGGGGAGUAAAAUAAAGACACUUUGCUCUACAAAUCUAAAUAUGCAUAAUAUUUGAAGAAUGAUAAGGAUUUUAAAAGGUGCAGGAUAAUGGGCUUGAGAUUAAAGGUGUUGUUGUGACUUAAAGCAGUAUUUACUGUUAUGUAUUCGUUAAGAAAACAGCAUAAUUUUUAAAUAAUGCCAUACUAUGUUGUAAGUGUAGCAAGAAACAAGUCUUCCACACAUUGUCAUAUGUUUUACUUUAUAAGAGUCAAGUGUAGUCUUAUCGAAUCAUUAAUGUAGUUAAUUAUUGUCAUUUAGAUAACUCAAAACUAUUGUCAUAAGAUUUAAAAGAUCAUUAUAAACUAUGUUAUUGUACCUAUGAUAUUAUGGUUAACUGAGGAAUUAAAAAAAACUUGUUUAUUAAAA